Messenger RNA from Hibiscus syriacus, 1053 nucleotides. RefSeq lists its product as uncharacterized. The transcript has 6 exons. The coding region runs from base 97 to 573 and encodes 158 amino acids. The record is from RefSeq and is a predicted model, not a curated record. NCBI's taxonomy places the organism in Eukaryota, Viridiplantae, Streptophyta, Magnoliopsida, Malvales, Malvaceae.
AUAUAUGUUCCAGUGCUUGGAGCUGGAUCUUUUCUUUUACAUCAAUUGUCUGGGUUGGUAAAUUCAAUUCUUAUCAAUUUUGGGCUUAGUGAAGAUAUGCACAAUCGGGUUGCCAUAUUUGUAUUGGUUGGAAUUUUCCUCUCAGGAGCUGCAUUAGGGUACUGGAUGGUAAGAAAAUCUGUGAUCUCGAAAGAUGGAAUUGUAGAUGUUGGUGUUGCCGAGUUUGUAAAAUGGGCCAUGCGCAUCAUUGCAUCUGCGUGUAUUUUCCAGAGCACUCUUGAUACUUGGCUAGCACUGGUGGCAUUGGCUUCUUCUUCUGCUAUUUGUUCUUUUCUUACAUCAACAAGAAGGAAAUGUCGUUCGCACCAACCACAUUCUUGGGACAGGAGUCCUUGGGUGCACCGGUCGAGGCCGGGAAUGAUAAGCCAAAGUCGUGCCAAUUAUUUCAAUAGGGCUCCGAGAAUGUAUUCUGAUAGAACAGUGUGGAAUAGACAUACUCCGACGACUUCAUUGGCAUGGACUAGAUUUCCUGCAGAGGUACUUCUGGUUUUCAAGGUGGUACGAAUGAUCUAGAUUACUAUUCGACCUUUCACAAGACGCGUAAUCAGAAGAAAUUCACGAAACAAGAAUGGGAAGAUUUCAGUCGUGAAUCCACCCGGGAUGCCAUGGCAGAACUGACAGCAACCCCGUAAUUCACAGAUUGGAUGAUUGAACAUGCUGACAGGAUAAAACUCCUUCCAUGUGAAAGUUCAGAAGAAUCAGUUGGAAGCAAAUUGUGUUCAUCUGAUUAUGAAGAGGAACGAGGCUCCGGCGGGUUCAGAUUAUUUAACUUGUAGCAGCUGAGGUAGAUAACUGAUGGUAACUACUGAAACUCUUGCAUGAAAAAGGUCCCCGUUGCGGUUAUGUUACUCGGAUUCGAGUGUGAAUUCCAGAUAUGAGUGUUUCCUAUUGGAGAUUCGGAUCUCAAUAAUCAUAAUCGGAUAUGUGUCGAACACAGAUACAUACAAAUACUUGAGAAAAUGAAGGGUAGGAGUAAAGCCAGAUAAACUGCUG